GUAAGAACGAAAAUUAAAAGUCAUACUGAGUUGUUUUUGUAAAACUUGUAGGCAGACGAACUUUCGUUUUUAGUGAAUUAUUAAUACAAUACAGUGAUUUUGCAGCAAGAAUAACUUAUUUAUUAGUUUUGUUAAUUUGAUAAACAAUAAAAUGGAUAGACUUCUUCGACUAGGAGGUGGUAUGCCAGGUUUAACCCAGGCACCGCCGCCUUCUGAUGCUCCUGUUGUAGAUACUGCCGAACAAGUAUACAUAUCCUCCUUAGCUCUAUUAAAAAUGUUAAAGCACGGGCGUGCUGGAGUGCCCAUGGAAGUAAUGGGUCUUAUGUUAGGAGAAUUCGUGGACGACUAUACCGUUCGAGUAAUUGAUGUAUUUGCUAUGCCUCAGACUGGUACCGGUGUUAGUGUAGAAGCUGUUGACCCAGUUUUUCAAGCAAAAAUGCUUGACAUGUUAAGACAGACUGGUAGACCAGAAAUGGUUGUGGGAUGGUACCAUUCACAUCCAGGUUUUGGAUGUUGGUUGUCCGGAGUUGACAUCAACACCCAACAAAGUUUUGAGGCUCUCUCAGAAAGAGCUGUAGCAGUAGUAGUUGAUCCAAUACAGUCAGUGAAAGGCAAAGUUGUUAUUGAUGCCUUUAGGUUAAUAAAUCCUAAUAUGAUGGUAUUGGGUCAAGAGCCUCGCCAAACUACAUCUAACUUAGGACAUCUACAGAAGCCAUCAGUGCAGGCUUUGAUUCAUGGUCUAAAUCGGCAUUACUACUCCAUCAGUAUUAAUUACAGAAAAAAUGAAUUGGAACAAAAAAUGCUACUAAAUCUCCAUAAAAAAUCCUGGAUGGAUGGUCUAACUUUAGCAGAUUACUCUGAAAAUUGUAGUGUCAAUGAAAAGACUGUAGCUGAAAUGUUAGAACUAGCCAAGAAUUACAACAAGGCAUUAGAGGAGGAGGAAAAAAUGACUCCAGAACAACUCGCUAUUAAAAAUGUUGGUAAACAAGAUCCUAAGAGGCAUUUAGAAGAAAAGGUUGAUAUUUUGAUGACCAAUAAUAUUGUCCAGUGCUUGGGAGCUAUGCUUGAUACAGUUGUUUUUAAGUAAUUGCUGGAUCUCUUUUUGUACUACAUUUACAACUUAAUUUAUAAGAUAUUUUUUCAUUAAAAACUUUUAUUAUGAAUUUGUGUUGUGUAACACAUCAAAAUAAAACUUAUUAUUAAGU
Molecule: messenger RNA, 1205 nt
Organism: Diabrotica balteata
Lineage: Eukaryota; Metazoa; Arthropoda; Insecta; Coleoptera; Chrysomelidae
Source: the annotation of a GenBank genome assembly